Molecule: messenger RNA, 438 nt
Organism: Phragmites australis (common reed)
Lineage: Eukaryota; Viridiplantae; Streptophyta; Magnoliopsida; Poales; Poaceae
Exons: 2
Coding region: 1-438 (145 amino acids)
Source: RefSeq, a predicted model, not a curated record
AUGGCGGGCAGCCGAGGCAGCCAGUCUUCGGGAGCGGACUCUGGGGCGGAGGCUGGAUCUAGGGCGUGGCAACCUGGGGGCCAGAGCCCAGCUGGCGGUGCAACGGCUGGUGGCCGGACCGACCAGCCUUUGGAGGUAGACUCCGGGGCAGCCGCUGGGGCCGGCCCACGACGACCUGAGGGCCAGAUCCCUCCCCCGAAAUGGAAGAGGGCAAAGCCCGGGCCUGAGCCGAAGCCGCAGGGUCCAGAUUUCUGGAUUCCGCAGUCCCGAUGGCAGUACCGCGGGCCCAAAACCACGCCACCCAAGGACUCUGCAGGAGGCCAGAAGACCCUGGAGCAGCCGAGGCCAGCACCUGUCCCAGAGCUGAGCGCACCGGCGGGCCCCAAGCCAAGGGCUCCGGCCAGCUCUGAGCCAAGAGCCCCAGGCGGUCCUGAGUAG